Messenger RNA from Symbiodinium natans, 429 nucleotides. Lineage: Eukaryota; Dinophyceae; Suessiales; Symbiodiniaceae. The record is from the annotation of a GenBank genome assembly.
AUGCUCAGUGCAGAGGAUAUCGCCAUCAUGAAGCAGAUGCAGAAGCACGCGAAGCAACUCAAAUCACUUCGCGGUGUAUUCAAGGAAAUCGACAACGACCAGUCGAACCUUGUGAGUCUCGAGGAGCUGAAGGAGGCGCUGAAAGAGAAGAAGCUUGCGAGUUUUCUGGAGUCCAUGGACAUCUCCACCCAGGACAUUUGGACGUUGUUCAUGGUCAUGGACUCAGAUGGGAGUGGCGACGUCACCCUGGAGGAGUUUGUGACGGGCUGUAUGCAGUUGCAGGGUCCGGCGCAGAGCAUCCAGCUGGCGCGGAUGAGGCACGAGCACCUCAAGACCCGCAGCGAUCUGCUCCAUGUCGGGGCCGAGGUCAAGGCUAUUCGAGCGCAGCUUUACGAUCUCCUGAGAGGGUGCCCGGAGCUCCGUCUUUGA